Orbilia oligospora ATCC 24927 is the source of this 642-nucleotide messenger RNA. RefSeq lists its product as uncharacterized. The transcript has 2 exons. Lineage: Eukaryota; Fungi; Ascomycota; Orbiliomycetes; Orbiliales; Orbiliaceae. The record is from RefSeq and is a predicted model, not a curated record. The coding region runs from base 1 to 642 and encodes 213 amino acids.
AUGCCUCCUCGGAUACCCCUCCCAAUUCGUCGUUCUCCGCUCUCCUCCGCCAGUGCUUCUCUCAUCCGAUCUCCAAAUACCCUACCCCGACCAGCGAUCAGGAGUCUCGCUUCCACUUCUCAUAGCCAUGAUGACCAUCACGACCAUCAUCAUGAAGAACCAUACGAUGAACCUUCGGGAUGGUUCCUAGGUGUUCCACCAGGAGAGGCACGGCAGAAUGAAGGAUGGGAAAAGAUCAUGUGGUACGGGUUCUUCGGGUCUCUUGCAGCGUUUAGUGUAGCGCUGGCAUAUAAGCCUGAUACUUCAAUCCAAACAUGGGCAUUGGAAGAGGCUCGAAGAAGACUAGAGAAGGAAGGAAUCUUGCCACCACCAUCCGGACAAACCGCGAAUUCGAUGUACACAAUUCAAAACGCCAUAUUGAAGUCCCGAGGCGAUAUCCCAUUGGCGUACGACGAGAAGACCUUGUCGAACGAGGAAUUGGAUGUUAAGAUUGUCGAGCAAUUGAAGUUUGCUAUAGUGGCAUUGGAGAAGGAGGAGGAUUCAGGCGAUACUGAUUUGGAAAGAAGGAAGAAAUGGGCAUUAGCGGAGGCGAAGAAGGUCGUCGAAAGAGGUGGCAUAUACGGAACUUUGACAAGGCAAUAG